Messenger RNA from Fusarium falciforme, 909 nucleotides. RefSeq names its product Carboxylic ester hydrolase. The transcript has a single exon. The record is from RefSeq and is a predicted model, not a curated record. Bases 1 to 909 code for a protein of 302 amino acids. Lineage: Eukaryota; Fungi; Ascomycota; Sordariomycetes; Hypocreales; Nectriaceae.
AUGGUUGGAGGUAUGGCACAAGGUUAUGCAGUCGCAUCGAGCGACGGAGGACACAAGACCACUGUUACCGAAGAUUGGGUUCUCAAGCGUCAUGGAAAUAUCAACUGGCCCAACGUGCUCAACUUUGGAUCAGUUUCCCUAUACGACUUCACCAUCAUCUGCAAGCAGGUUACGACCGCAUACUACGGCAAGCCUCCAGAAUAUUCUUAUUUCACCGGCUACUCAACCGGAGGCCGACAGGCUCUGGCACUGGCUCAACGCUGGCCUGGACUGUACGACGGAAUUCUGUCGGGUGCUCCCGGUAUUAACUACGCCGAGCUGGCCACUUGGAUCUCGUACCCGCAGCUCAUCAUGAACUGGUUAGGAGAGUAUCCUCAACUUUGCGAGACCGCGGCUAUAACUCAGGCAGCCAUUGAAGCUUGCGAUCAUCUGGAUGGUGCCGUUGACGGCAUCAGAUCCAAUUCGAAAGACUGCGGGUUUGACCCUCGUAAAGUUGUCAACACCACCGUAUUCUGCGAGGAGAGCGGCAUAGAUACGCAAAUCUCUACUAGCGCUGCAAAGGUAGCCCUGGCUGCGUGGACCGGAGCGCGAUCCAUCAAUGGGACAUUUCUCUGGCAUGGUCUGGCCAAAGAUGCCCCUCUGUCAGGUCUCGCCAACACCACCUGCGAUUAUCAAGGCUCUGGAGAAUGCUCCGGAGUUCCAUAUGCCAUUGCUAAAGACUGGAUCCAGUACUUCAUCUACAAAGACCGAUCCUUCGACUUCAACAAUGUCACUCAUGAACAAUAUGGCAAAAUAUUCCACAUGGCACUUCAACAGUAUACCUCACCCCUAGGAACUAGCGAUCCGGAUGUCCGUGGGGUUAAAGAGAAUGGAGGUAAAAUCCUCAUGUGGCAUGGGGUUGCCGACUAG